This is a messenger RNA of Knipowitschia caucasica, 381 nucleotides long. Lineage: Eukaryota; Metazoa; Chordata; Actinopteri; Gobiiformes; Gobiidae. The record is from the annotation of a GenBank genome assembly.
AUGCUCUGUUCGCAGCAGCUGGGAUUCUCCGGGGGACUCCCAGGAAAUUACACCUUGCUCUCAGCUCUCUCCAUCUCGUGUGAGCCUGUUGUGUCGGCCACUUGUCGCCUGCUCUCCUCCUCCCUUCUUCAAGACAAUGAUGUUUACGACUUCAGAGGGGAUCCUCCAGGCGCUGCUGACCCAGGCUCUGUGAGUUUGCUCUGGGUGAAGAUUGCUCUCUGCAGGGGGGGCUCUGAGGUGGUCCCUCCCGCUGGCUCCACUCUCCCGUUCUCCAGAGACUCAGCCACUCUUGGGCAGGAGCUGACCUCUGCUGAGAAGACUAUUGGAAAACAGAGGAAGAGACUGGAGGAGCAGUACGCAGUGAUACGAGAUCUGCAGUGA